ACCAGCUGUUUUACAGUGAUUCAAGGCCUUCAAGGUGUUCGAUAUAUUUAAACAAAACAUCCAAACCAAAAAGGUUUAUUUGAUAAUUUUCUUGUGUCGCUAAGUAAAAUUAAUUAAAUAAACUACCAAAAUGUGUGCAAAAAUGGCAUUUCAGCACCAAGCUGGCACAGCUAUGGAGUGUUUGAGUAUACCAAUUACAUUGCAUAAAGAAGUAUGUGGGGACCAAAUGCGUUGUGGCUUCAAAAUUGGUGGAGGGAUCGAUCAAGAUUAUCAUAAAAGUCCGCAGGGAUACACUGACAAUGGUAUUUAUGUCACCGAAGUUCAUGAAUCAAGUCCAGCAUCAAGGGCUGGUUUAAGGGUCCACGAUAAAAUACUACAGUGCAACGGUAUUGAUUUUACAAUGGUAACACAUAAAAAAGCUGUUAGCUAUAUCAAGAAAAGUCCAACACUAAGUUUAUUAGUGGCACGAAAAGGUGUGACAUCAACAUAAACAUUUUUAUCCAAAUAUCAUAUCUCUCUCAUUCCAUUCAACUAUUAAGUAUCUUUAGUUACCAUCAAGAUAUGCUUCUUAAGAAAUAAUUACAUAUUGCUAGUUAUCAUGACAGUAUAUAUUUAAUUUUAAUUCUCAGAUAAAGGUAGUUAAACUGAUGAUUUAUUAUGCAUAUACGUAACGUAUAUGACUUCUUUUUAUAUAUAAAUGAAAGUAUUCAUUGAAAAUGCCAUAUUAUAAUAUUAAGUUUAGUAUUUUAUUAUAUUUAGAUAAUAACUGUUACUUAGUUUUUAAAUCAGUAAAACAAAUAAAAUGUUAUACUUAACCACAUGAGUGUUAAGAAUCAAAAUAUCUCUAGAAUAUUACACAAAAGCAAAAAAAAGCAUUUUAUUUGUUCUAUUUGUUGUAUAGUAGAAGCUUCAUAAUUGUGUUUGAAGGUCCUGCGUGUUAAAAUAUAUGGUUGCAAAUCGA
Messenger RNA from Sitophilus oryzae (rice weevil), 961 nucleotides. RefSeq lists its product as uncharacterized. The record is from RefSeq and is a predicted model, not a curated record. Gene Ontology annotation, molecular function: protein binding. The transcript is spliced from 3 exons. NCBI's taxonomy places the organism in Eukaryota, Metazoa, Arthropoda, Insecta, Coleoptera, Curculionidae. The coding region runs from base 131 to 490 and encodes 119 amino acids.